AUGAUUUUUGAUUUACUCCAAUAUCAAUAUGAUGAAACUUCGAAGUGUUUCUAUUUUAAUACAUAUAAUUAAUUAAAUUAUCCGAAUCUAUUGGAUUUUAUUAAAAGUAAAUUCAUAAGUUUUGUUCAUUUGAAAGAGAGAACUAAAUUUAUAAUAAUUUCUACUAUUAAAUAAAUGUUUAAUAAUAAUGUUUAAUUUAAUACAAUAAUUAUUAAUUUACUUUAAUCAUUGUACUUGAUUAAAACUGCUAAAAUAAAAACAAAAGAUUUAAAUUUUAAAUUUAAUCUUUCGGAAAUCAAGUAAAAGUAUAUACAAAUUAAUUAAGUAGAUGA
Messenger RNA from Paramecium primaurelia, 332 nucleotides. NCBI's taxonomy places the organism in Eukaryota, Ciliophora, Oligohymenophorea, Peniculida, Parameciidae. The record is from the annotation of a GenBank genome assembly.